Molecule: messenger RNA, 531 nt
Organism: Plasmodium vivax (malaria parasite P. vivax)
Lineage: Eukaryota; Apicomplexa; Aconoidasida; Haemosporida; Plasmodiidae
Product: small GTPase Rab6, putative
Exons: 2
Coding region: 1-531 (176 amino acids)
Molecular function (GO): GTP binding; GTPase activity
Source: RefSeq, a predicted model, not a curated record
AUGUAUGACACCUUUGACAACAACUAUCAGUCCACCAUCGGGAUCGACUUUCUCAGCAAAACCUUGUACCUGGAUGAAGGGCCAGUGCGCCUGCAACUAUGGGACACGGCUGGCCAGGAACGAUUCCGAAGCUUAAUACCAAGCUACAUCAGAGACUCAGCUGCAGCUAUCGUCGUUUAUGACAUUACCAACAGGCAAUCAUUCGAAAAUACAACCAAAUGGAUACAAGACAUUCUAAACGAAAGAGGGAAAGACGUGAUCAUCGCGCUAGUGGGAAAUAAAACGGACUUGGGAGACCUCAGAAAAGUUACGUACGAGGAAGGGAUGCAGAAGGCUCAAGAGUACAACACAAUGUUCCAUGAAACCAGUGCCAAAGCGGGCCACAAUAUAAAGGUCUUGUUUAAAAAAAUUGCCGCCAAGUUACCCAACCUUGAUAACUCCAACUCGAACGAUGCGAAUGUCGUCGAUAUACAGCUCACAAACAAUGCAGCGGCGAAUGAGAAAAAUAUGCUCAGCAAGUGUAUGUGUUAA